Messenger RNA from Neurospora tetraspora, 1114 nucleotides. RefSeq lists its product as uncharacterized. The transcript has a single exon. Lineage: Eukaryota; Fungi; Ascomycota; Sordariomycetes; Sordariales; Sordariaceae. The coding region runs from base 280 to 870 and encodes 196 amino acids. The record is from RefSeq and is a predicted model, not a curated record.
GAACGGAUGGAGACGAAAGGGAUCAGCAGGGCAGAUAUCUGCACAGUUUUUCAGGCGCGGCUGUACGUCGGGUCCCUGUACGGGUCGCUGUCAGGGUCGCUUUCUCAGAUUGGAUGACAGCCACAUGGAAUGCCGUCCCCCCAUAACAGCUCUUCCUUGUCCCCCUCCUUGCCCACCCCGCUGCGCCUGCCGUUCGUCACAGCCCAGCCGGGCAGUGAGAGCUCAGCUCCCUCCCGUGACAUCUCUUAACAUCCAAGGAAGGAAGCUCGGGAAGCUACAAUGAGCACGCAACCCGCCUUUAUUUCCGUUCCCUUUUUUCUUGUCGUUUCCUUGAAUUCCAUCGGCACUUCGGCCGGCUCAACCAUCCCAAAUGACUCAAACCACUUUUGUGCAAAUGACCCCAACGCUCUCAAGAGUGACGAGUUUCUCCAAGAAUUCGGUGACGUCACAUGUCCUCUUUGCACACCCAAGCUUUUAAGGGUUCACGGGUGCUCGGCAUCGCGACAGCUAAACAGCAGCAUUGAACAUGGGAUCCUUCCGUCAUUUAAUCCAAUUCGUUUCCAAGCUCUGCCAAGUUUGCCAAGCAAAACUUUUCCACAAUCCACAACGUCUUCGGCUCUGUGGGGCCGUCUUGGCUCGGCGUGGUGUUCCGCCCUGUUGCUGUUGACAAACCCGUUUUGUUGGCGAUCAAAUCAACGCUCUUCCUUUUCUUUCUUUCAGUCUUUCACAUGUUUCGCCCAGCGUUUACGAUCGUCCAUGGCGCAUCGGCCAGUCCGUUGCAUCCUUGUUCAAGUUGUUGACAGAGAGAGGUCAGAUGCGGACGACGCUCCGGUCACGCCUUCGUCUCGCGUCACGCCCUAUCUAGUGUAGGCUCGCUAGGCUGUCUUACACUUGCACUGCCUCUUAUGGAAUCAGUCAGCCACACUUUGUCGAUGACGGCACUCCGGCUAGUAAAGGGAUGGAAUUUCACGGGAAGGGUAAGGAACGGAAAAGUAAGGAAAGGUAACUGAAGGGAAAAGAUAUGAUGAUUUCCGCCAAGCUUUCCGCACAUAAGGGUAUAAGUGCUCAGAGAUAUACAGACAUCGGCCAAACAGGUCCAGGUUUUUUAGCUUCU